GGGCUUUAGCGUCACCAUUGGUCCACUACAGCUCCUCCUCUAGCCAAUAGUAGUGCAUCAGUUUAUCGGAAAGUGAAAGAGUUUCUCUCUCAGCCUCGACUGCAUUUUGUCUCUGUUGGAAAAGCAGAAAAACCGCAACACCAGGCAGAAACGGUGAUAUUAAUGUCACACAACAUGGACUGCUGAAUAAAAGUAAGUUAUUUCUUUAACAGAAACGACUUUAUAUUUUAUUUUACUGGUGUAAAAAGAGCAGUAAGAAAACUGCGUGACUUCCCCGGAACUGAAGCCAUCUUCCCUGCAGCAGGGCGGUGGUUCAGACAGAAACGGGAACAGGACAGGAGUAUUCUAAAAGCGACUCGUGUAAACACCUUAAUCACAAUAUUGUCUUACUCAGAAUAAGGGCAAUAAUUAGAUUACUGCUGUCCAUGGAAACGUAGUUUACAAAGUUCGUGGUUAGUUGAAGGUUUUCACACUGCGGGUAAGUGAAAGAAAUAAAAUACACUGAGAUAUGUAAGAGUAUAAAGAAAUAAAAUCAAGUAAAGUCGAGUAUAAAGAAAUAAAAUACACUGAGAUAUGUAAGAGUAUAAAGAAAUAAAAUCAAGUAAAGUCGAGUAUAAAGAAAUAAAGUCAAGUAAAGUCGAGUAUAAAGAAAUAAAGUCAAUGGUUAGUUGAAACAUAAUUAUAAACAGCAGCAGAAAAUGUGAAGAGAAGAAAAGACUGGUAGAAAUCCGACACGCGUAGGCUUACUCGUGAUCCAGUCCAGUAGGUGGCGGUAUCACACCAACAGUCACGAGGUGUGUUUAAUUGCUGUGUGUGUUUUAUUGCUUUAGUGUUUUAUUUCUCUUCGGAUUGCAGUCCUGGUUUAUUAUUACUAAUGUUAUUACUAAUGUUAUUACAUACAAUCAAACUGUAAUAACCUAAUAGUAAUAUUGUGGGCCUUCACACUCACAUACAGAGCAACCGUGUGUGUGUGUGUGUGUGUGUGUGUGUGUGUGUAUGUGUGUGUGUGUCACUGCAUUCUGACUGUAUACAGUGCGUAUGAGUUUAAAACACAAGCCAUAAAAUGUUAUUAUUUGUCCUGAUCACUGAGACUGAAUUAGUGAAUGUAAAAAAGAGCUGUGAUUUAAAUUCGAGACUGCCCAUGUGUGUGUGUGUGUGUCCUGUACAGUAAGUGCUUGUGCCAUGCAACAGUAUGUACAGUAUGUGUUUCCAACAUGUGAUCUCUCCAGCUGCAUGCAGAAAUAAACUAAAGAGUCUCUUUUACAGCAAAGUGAAAUGAGUUCAUUUCUUCAACUCUAUUCAUUCAUUCAUUUAUUUAUUUCCAAUUUAAAAUGAAUCUAAGUGAUCUGACUCAAAGAGUCGGUUCGUUUUCUGAACGGCACAUCACUCACAGUGAAUCAGUUUUAACCGAAAGCAGUGACUAUAUUUGCAGCAAUUUUCUGUAAAUAGUAACACAAUGUGCCUUGUUUACUACGCUGACUACAUUUACAGUAGCACUUGUUUCUGGGAGUGAUGGAGAGACGGCAUUAAUCAGUUUUCCUCUUCACUUUUGGAGGAAAAGGGGAUUGCCCCAUAACACAGAAUGCAUUUACAGCUUCAGCCGGUAGGGGGCGGAGCCAAACGUCACAGGUAGUGACGUCAGUUUACCGGAAAGUGGAAGAGUUUCUGCCGACCACAAAAAGCAGGAAGAAGAAGAAGAAGUUUCUCUCUCAGACUCGACUCCAUUUUGUCUCUGUUGGAAAAGCAGAAAAACCUCAACACCAGGCAGAAACGGUGAUAUUAAUGUCACACAACAUGGACUGCUGAAUAAAAGAGUGUCAGUAAUUCCAGCAGAAGAGAUCAGCAUCUUCAGGACUCAGCUGUGUGUCCAUGAGCUGUCUGUGUUUACACUAAUAUUCAAACAUGGAGACCCCUGACCUGGACACAGAUAAUGUGACCCCGCCCACAAAAACACGUAAACUACAGAGAAAGAGAUCAGACUCACCAGAACCCAGCUGUGUCUCCAUGAAGAGCGAUGCGUCUAUGGAUCCUCCUCGGAACUUUAAAAAUGGAAACCCCUCGUCUGUACACAGUAAACUCAAGAGAAAGAGAUCAGACUCCCCAGAACCCAGCUGUGUCUCCAUGAAGAGUGAUGCGUCUAUGGAUCCUCCUCGGAACUUUAAAAAUAAAGACUCCUCAUCUGUACUCAGUAAACUACAGAGAAAGAGAUCAGACUCACCAGAACCCAGCUGUGUCUCCAUGAAGAGUGAUGUGUCUAUGGAUCCUCCUCGGAACUUUAGAAAUAGAGACUCCUCACCUGACAACAGUGUUCUACAGAAGUCAGGAGACAGUAGAGAAAAGAACAUCAUCACAGCUAUAGGACACGACCCGGAACCUGCUGCUGUAAAUGACUUCCAGAAAAAGUUCAAAUUAAAUCUGGUGAAGAAGUUUCAGUGUUUAAAUGGAGUGAUGAUAAACCGGGAAAACCGAACACUCCUGAAUGAGAUCUACACAGAGCUCUACAUCACAGAGGGAGACGGUGGAGACGUCAAUAAAGAACAUGAGGUGAGACAGAUCGAGGCAGCAUCCAGGAGAACAACAACAGAGGAAACACCGAUCAAAUGCAAUGACAUCUUUAAGCCCUUAUCUGAUCAAGACAAACCCAUCAGAACUGUGCUGACAAAGGGAGUCGCUGGCAUCGGAAAAACAGUUUCUGUGCAGAAGUUCAUUCUGGACUGGGCUGAAGGGAAAGUAAAUCAGGACGUCCAGCUCAUGUUUCCACUUCCUUUCAGAGAGCUGAAUUUGAUGAAGGACCAGAAACUGAGUCUGAUGGAUCUCCUUCAUGUCUGUUUUAAGGAGACAAAAGAAACAGAAAUGUCCAGUUUGGAAAAGGUUCUGUUCAUUUUUGACGGAUUGGACGAGUAUCGUUUUCCUCUGGAUUUCCAGAACACAGAGAGAGUGUGUGAUGUAACUGAAUCAGCAUCAGUGCAUGUGCUGCUGAUAAACCUGAUCAAAGGGAAUCUGCUUCCCUCUGCUCUCAUCUGGAUCACCUCCCGACCAGCAGCAGCUGAUCAAAUCCCCUCUGAGUGUGUCCAUCGAGUCACAGAGGUACGAGGGUUCAAUGACCCACAGAAGGAGGAGUACUUCAGGAAGAGGAUCGGUGAUCAGAGCCUGGCCAAUAACAUCAUCACACACCUGAAGUCAUUAAGAAGCCUCUACAUCAUGUGCCACAUCCCAGUCUUCUGCUGGAUUUCAGCCACUGUUCUAGAGAGAAUGUUGGGUGAAGAAGAGAGUGGAGAGAUGCCCAAGACUCUGACUCAAAUGUACACACACUUCAUCAUUCAGACAAACAUCAUAAGAGAAAAGUACUCAAAGAAGCAGGAGAGUGAUGAAGAAAUGCUUCUCAAACUGGGACGACUGGCUUUUCAGCAGCUGAUGAAGGGCAACCUGAUCUUCUAUGAGGAAGACCUGAGAGAGUGUGGCAUUGAUGUGAGAGAAGCAGCAGUGUACUUAGGUGUGUGUACUCAGAUCUUCAGAGAAGAGUUUGGACUUCACCAGAGUAAAGUGUACUGCUUUGUUCAUCUGAGCAUUCAGGAGCAUCUCGCAGCUCUGUAUGUGCACCUGACAUUCAUGAAAGAAAAGAGAAAUGUUCUUGUACAGAGUUGGCUUUCUGAACCAGAGAUUUUAUCUGACGAAGAGGAUGAAUCGGAGAUGUUCUCUGAAUCUGAGAUGUUCCAUCACCAGUGGAUUGAAGAAAUUACAGUCUCAGAUGUCCACAAGAGUGCUGUAGAUCAGGCCUUAAAGAGUGAGACUGGACAUCUGGAUCUUUUCCUCCGUUUUCUUCUGGGUCUCUCACUAGAGUCCAAUCAGAAACUCUUACAUGCCUUAGUAACACAUGCAGGAAGUAGCUCCCAGACAGGAAAGGGGGACACGGUACAGUACAUCAAGGAGAUGAUCAGUGAAGAUCCCCCUACAGAGAAAUCCAUAAAUCUGUUCCACUGUCUGAAUGAACUGGGGGACAAUUCUCUAGUGGCGGAAAUCCAACGCUACCUGAAAUCUGGAACACAAAGUGAACUCUCUUCUUCACAGUGGUCUGCUCUGGUGUUUGUCUUACUGACAUCAGCAGAGGAGCUGGAGGAAUUUGACCUGAGUAAAUAUAUCUCUACAGAUAAAAUAAGAGAUAGGAUUCUUGUGAAGGUGAUGCCUGUGAUUGCAGCAUCCAGAAAAGCAAUUAUCAGGUGUGAUACAAUUCAAUACAGUGGUUGGUCAGCUCUGGACUCAGUGCUCAGCUCAGAAACCUCCAAUCUGAGAGACCUGCAUCUGACUGUGGAUACACUGAAUCUGACUGGGAGUUAUCUAGGAGCCUCAGGAGUGAAGCGUCUCUCUGCUCUACUGGAGAAUCCUCAGUGUAAAGUAAAAAAUCUGAGGUUGCGUGGUUGUGAUAUCUCAGGUGAAGACUGUGCUGCUCUGACUUCAGCUCUGAAAUCAAACCCCUCACACCUGAGAGACCUGAAUCUGUCUGGGAAUAAUCUAGGAGACUCAGGAGUGAAGAGUCUCUCUGCUGUACUGGAGAAUCCUCUCUGUAAACUGGAGAUACUGAAGUUAUGGAGGUGUGAUGUCUCAGUUGAAGGCUGUGCUGCUCUGACUUCAGCUCUGAGAUCAAACCCCUCACACCUGAGAGACCUGAAUCUGUCUAUAAAUAAUCUAGGAGACUCAGGAGUGAAGAGUGUCUCUGCUGUACUGGAGAAUCCUCUCUGUAAACUGGAGAUACUGGGGUUGUGGAAUUGUGGUGUCUCAGAUGAAGGCUGUGCUGCUCUGACUUCAGCUCUGAGAUCAAACCCCUCACACCUGAGAGAACUGCAUCUGUCUGAGAAUAAACUAGGAAACUCAGGAGUGAAGAGUGUCUCUGCUGUACUGGAGAAUCCUCUCUGUAAACUGGAGAAACUGGGGUUGUGGAAUUGUGGUGUCUCAGGUGAAGGCUGUGCUGCUCUGACUUCAGCUCUGAGAUCAAACCCCUCACACCUGAGAGACCUGAAUCUGUCUGAUAAUAAACUAGGAGACUCAGGAGUGAAGAGUCUCUCUGCUGUACUGGAGAAUCCUCUCUGUAAACUGGAGAAACUGUGGUUGUGGAAUUGUGGUGUCUCAGGUGAAGGCUGUGCUGCUCUGACUUCAGCUCUGAGAUCAAACCCCUCACACCUGAGAGACCUGAAUCUGUCUGAUAAUAAACUAGGAGACUCAGGAGUGAAGAGUCUCUCUGCUGUACUGGAGAAUCCUCUCUGUAAACUGGAGAAACUGUGGUUAUGGAGGUGUGGUGUCUCAGAUGAAGACUGUGCUGCUCUGACUUCAGCUCUGAGAUCAAACCCCUCACACCUGAGAGACCUGAAUCUGUCUAUAAAUAAUCUAGGAGACUCAGGAGUGAAGAGUCUCUCUGCUGGACUGGAGAAUCCUCUCUGUAAACUGGAGAUACUGGGGUUGCGGAAUUGUGGUGUCUCAGAUGAAGGCUGUGCUGCUUUGACUUCAGCUCUGAGAUCAAACCCCUCACACCUGAGAGAACUGCAUCUGUCUGAGAAUAAACUAGGAGACUCAGGAGUGAAGAGUGUCUCUGCUGUACUGGAGAAUCCUCUCUGUAAACUGGAGAAACUGGGGUUGUGGAGUUGUGGUGUCUCAGAUGAAGGCUGUGCUGCUCUGACUUCAGCUCUGAGAUCAAACCCCUCACACCUGAGAGAACUGGAUCUGUCUGGGAAUAAACUAGGAGACUCAGGAGUGAAGUGUCUCUCUGCUGUACUGGAGAAUCCUCACUUUAAACUGGAGAUACUAAAGUUGUGUAAUUGUGGUGUCUCAGAUGAAGGCUGUGCUGCUCUGACUUCAGCUCUGAGAUCAAACCCCUCACAUCUGAGAGAACUGGAUCUGUCUGAGAAAAAACUAGGAGACUCAGGAGUGAAGUGUCUCUCUGCUGUACUGGAGAAUCCUCACUGUAAACUGGAGAUACUGGGGUUGUGGGGUUGUGGUGUCUCAGGUGAAGGCUGUGCUGCUCUGACUUCAGCUCUGAGAUCAAACCCCUCACACUUGAGAAAACUGGAUCUGUCUAAGAAUAAUCUAGGAGACUCAGGAGUGAAGAGUCUCUCUGCUGUACUGGAGAAUCCUCACUGUAAACUGGAGAUAUUGAAGUUGUGGAAUUGUGAUAUCUCAGAUGAAGGCUGUGCUGCUCUGACUUCAGCUCUGAGAUCAAACCCCUCACACCUGAGAGAACUGGAUCUGUCUGAGAAUAAACUAGGAGACUCAGGAGUGAAGUGUCUCUCUGCUGUACUGGAGAAUCCUCACUGUAAACUGGAGAAACUGGGGUUGUGUGAGUGUGGUGUCUUAGAUGAAGGCUGUGCUGCUCUGACUUCAGCUCUGAGAUCAAACCCCUCACACCUGAGAGAACUGGAUCUGUCUAAGAAUGAACUAGGAGACUCAGGAGUGAAGUGUCUCUCUGCUGUACUGGAGAAUCCUCACUGUAAACUGGAGAUACUGUGGUUGGAAGAUUGUGAUAUCUCAGGUGAAGGCUGUGCUGCUCUGACUUCAGCUUUGAGAUCAAACCCCUCACACCUGAGAGAACUCAAUCUGUCUCUGAAUAAACUAGGAGACUCAGGAGUGAAGAGUCUCUCUGCUGUACUGGAGAAUCCUCACUGUAAACUGGAGAUACUGAAGUUGUGUAAGUGUGGGGUCUCAGUUGAAGGCUGUGCUGCUCUGACUUCAGCUCUGAGUUCAAACCCCUCACACCUGAGAGAACUGGAUCUGUCUCAUAAUAAACUAGGAAACUCAGGAGUGAAGAGUCUCUCUGCUGGACUGGAGAAUCCUCUCUGUAAACUGGAGAUACUGAAGUUGUGUGAGUGUGGUGUCUCAGGUGAAGACUGUGCUGCUCUGACUUCAGCUCUGAGAUCAAACCCCUCACAUCUGAGAAAACUGGAUCUGUCUGUGAAUAAACUAGGAGACUCAGGAGUGAAGUGUCUCUCUGCUGUACUGGAGAAUCCUCACUGUAAACUGGAGAUACUGAAGUUGUGUAAUUGUGAUAUCUCAGAUGAAGGCUGUGCUGCUCUGACUUCAGCUCUGAGAUCAAACCCCUCACACCUGAGAGAACUGGAUCUGACUGAGAAUAAUCUAGGAGACUCAGGAGUGAAGUGUCUCUCUGCUCUGAAGAAUGAUAAACAAUCCAAACUACAGACACUGAGACUACACACAUCUCAGCACCGAGUAGAACGACCUGUGAUCCCUGGACAACAUUUCCUCAGUCCCAAUGAAAACCUGAGGGAUUAUUUGGAACAGCAGGUGAAAAACCACACGAACACCAGCUGAACCCAGUCAGUGGAAGACGGAACUGAAAUGGACAGGAACAGUUUCAUGACAUUGGUGGGAUUCUCACCUGACAGGAUUAGCAUCUGAGGAGUUUAUGUGAAGAAGCCCCUAGGAGACUCACUACAAGUCACAUUUAUCACUCUGUCCUUUAGUUGGUGUUUAAUAUAGUGUAGAUCUUUUGGUUACAGGAUCAGAACUAAUCUGUUCUUUAUUUUCUUUGAUAUCUGAUCCCCAUUUGUUUGCUAGUAUCAGCUGAUCAUACCCGGUAUGGGAUCAGUGCCAUCUCUAUUACUUAAGUAUACACUGCUUGCAAUAUUUUCCAUAAAUGUAUCAGUGGAAUACAGUAUAUUUUGAAGAAGUGAAUAUAUAUGUACAAUAUAAUUAUGUAAUACGAUGUUAUUAUUUGUGCUGUAUAAAAUUAGUUCAUGUAUUUAACAAAUUUUUGCUAUCUGUCAUGUUUAGAGAAGGAACUCUGGACUACAGUUCCCAGCAACCACUGCACCUC
Messenger RNA from Ictalurus furcatus (blue catfish), 7819 nucleotides. Its product is annotated as NACHT, LRR and PYD domains-containing protein 12-like. Bases 1903 to 7314 code for a protein of 1803 amino acids. NCBI's taxonomy places the organism in Eukaryota, Metazoa, Chordata, Actinopteri, Siluriformes, Ictaluridae. The record is from RefSeq and is a predicted model, not a curated record. Gene Ontology annotation, molecular function: protein binding. The transcript has 27 exons.